ACCAACUUAUUUAUUCAACAUGUCAGUCACCGCAGAUGGAUUCGAUGCUUCUCCUUUCUUACAACAAUUAGCCGAUGGCUUAUCAGACGCUGCCACUGCCAAGAAGGCCGUGUCGGGGGUUAAGGCUGCUAUUGUGUUCACUUUGAAGAACAAAGGCGGUAAGGAACAAAGCUGGUUUUUGGACUUAAAAAACAAGGGAACGAUUGAAAAGGUAGACAAGCCUCCUAAGAACGACGUUCAAUUGAUUUUGAAAGAUGCUGAUUUUGUUAAGUUGGCCGAUGGCAAAGCCAACGGACAAAAAUUGUUUAUGAACGGUAAGUUGAAGAUUAAGGGUAACAUGAUGAAGGCCACCUCUAUUGAGACUGUGUUUAAGUCGUUGGACCCAAGACCUAAGUUAUAAGUAGUAUACGAUAAUAUAUGAAAUGGCACAGACUAAUCGUGUGCGCACACCG
Molecule: messenger RNA, 452 nt
Organism: Yamadazyma tenuis ATCC 10573
Lineage: Eukaryota; Fungi; Ascomycota; Pichiomycetes; Serinales; Debaryomycetaceae
Source: RefSeq, a predicted model, not a curated record